UUGAAGCUGCUUUUCUCUCAUUGUUUGUGACCAUGACUGGUGGUAGAUCACUAAAACUUCAGCUAUUACUUAUAUGGGUUGUUUGUAGUCUAACUAUUACAAAAUCUAGAACAGGAAAUGCAACUAUAAGAUGCGUCGAGAGUGAAAGGCAAGCGCUGCUCAAGUUCAAGAAAGGCCUUGUUGAUGAAGCAAACUUGCUCUCCUCUUGGACGAGUGGAGAAGAUUGUUGCAGAUGGAGUAGAGUUGGGUGUGACAAUCACACUGGUCAUGUUAUCAUGCUCGAUCUCCGGCCUGUAACAUAUGGUGAUAGUAAUUCUGUUUGGACUGGAUUCGGUGGUGAGAUAAGCCCUUUCUUGCUUGAAUUGCCAUAUUUGAGUCACUUGGAUCUCAGUGGUAAUGGCUUUCAAAAAAUACCAGAUUAUUUUAGUUCACUCAGUAAGUUGACAUAUCUUGACCUGUCAUUGAAUUCACUUAAUGGAACAUUUCCUUACCAACUUGGGAAUCUUUCUAUGCUUCAGUAUCUUGAUCUUAGUUUGAAUCUUGAUAUGAGAGUAGACAGUUUUGAUUUUCUUGAUCGCCUUUCAUCUUUAAGAGUCCUUAAUUUAAGUCAUAUCAGUAUUGGUAAAGAUGUGGAUUGGCUAAAAUCAAUCAAAAUGCACCCUUCUUUGUCAACCUUGGAAUUAUCUCAUUGUCAUUUUCCUCCAGUUAAUCAUUCAUCUCUUUCCCAUGUUAAUUCUUCCAAAUCUCUUGGCUCUCUUCGCCUUAAAUAUAAUAGUUUCAAUUCCUCAAUUCACUCAUGGUUGUUCAAUGUUAGUGCUGCCAUUGUUGAUCUUGAUAUCAUAGAUGACCAGUUGGAAGGUCCAAUUCCAGAUUCUUUUGGAGACAUGAUAUCACUUGUUCAUUUGAGCCUCUCCUUGAAUGCAUUUGAAGGUGGAAUACCAAAAUCUUUCAGGAAGCUUUGCAAUUUAAAAACGUUAUCUGUGUCAUUAAGUUCUAUCUCUGGUCUACUCACAGAUUUGCUGCAAAACCUCACAGGCUGUGCCAAGAAUUCAUUAGAGGUAUUAGCAUUAAGUAUGAACCAACUCAGAGGUUCAAUUCCUGAUAUUACUGAAUUUUCAUCCCUUAAAGAAUUAUAUCUUGAUUAUAAUCGUUUAGAUGGGUCUUUUCCUGAAAGUUUUAAUCACUUGUCUCAACUUCGUAUUCUGAAUUUGGAAGGAAACCAGUUAGUUGGUUCAUUGCCUAACCUUUUGAAUUUAGCAUCACUUACCAAGUUGCUUGUGGGCAGCAACGAGUUAAAUGGAAGUUUAACUGAAAGCAUCGGGAAGCUUCUUAAUCUUGAAAUACUGGAUGCAUCUUCAAAUAAGUUGAAAGGAAUUGUAUCAGAAGCUCACGUAUCUAAUCUUUCCAAAUUGCAGCAGCUGGACUUGUCUUAUAAUUCACUAUCUCUGAAUGUGAGUUCUGAUUGGACUCCCAAAUUUCAACUGGAUAUUAUCAAACUAAGAAGUUGUAAGUUAGGCCCCAAAUUCCCUACUUGGCUCCAAAGCCAAAGGAAUUUCUCCCACCUUGAUAUCUCUAAUUCUGAGAUUUCAGAUGCCAUCCCUGACUGGUUCUGGAAUAUGCCUUUAAGAUUAAGCUAUAUGAACCUCUCUUUUAACCACAUAUAUGGCCAAGUACCAAAUCUAUCCUUAGAGUUGUAUACUUUUCCUGCAGUGGAUUUGAGUUUCAACUUGUUCCAUGGACAUAUACCGCAGUUCCUUUCUAAUACAACAGUACUCAGUCUCUCCAAGAAUAUGUUUACAGGGUCCCUAUCUUUUCUAUGCAUGGUACCAGAUAGCCCUUUGAGCUAUGUUGACCUUUCCCACAAUUCACUUUCAGGAAGCCUUCCUGAUUGUUGGCGACAACUAAAGCUGUUAGUUUUUCUCAAUUUGGAAAGCAAUGAUUUAUCCGGGACAAUCCCAAGUUCAAUGAGCUCCCUUCAUAGUAUGGAGACAUUGCGUUUGAGAAAUAACAGUUUUACAGGUGAACUGCCUUCAUCCUUGAAAAACUGCUUCCGCCUGGUACUUCUUGACCUUGGAGAGAAUAAGCUAACAGGAAACAUACAAGCAUGGGUUGGAACAAGCCUGAAAAAUUUGAUUGUGCUUCGUCUGCGGUCAAAUAAAUUUUAUGGGAACAUUCCUUCAACAAUUUGUCAUCUGAGCUUUGUCCAGGUGUUGGAUAUUUCAUUCAACAAUCUAUCAGGAACUAUUCCAGCUUGCUUCAACAACUUCACUGCUAUGGCUCUAAAUCAAAGUUCAAGUAAUAUGGUAUCCCAUCAGUAUUUUUUGUCUUACAGUUACUGGAAUGGAAGUGGAUCGCUUCACCUUCCCCAAGAUACUGCAUUAUAUGUUGAUUAUGCAUUGGUUAUUUGGAAAGGAAUAGAGCAAGAGUAUGGCAGAACACUGGGAUUGCUGAAGAUAAUUGAUCUCUCAAACAAUUCUCUCGUCGGAGAAAUUCCUGAAGAACUUGGAAGUCUGUUUGGACUAAUUUCCUUGAAUUUAUCAAGAAACAAUUUGACUGGAACAAUCCCUAGUAGAAUUGGACAGGAAAAAUGUUUAGAAUCUCUCGAUUUCUCCCACAAUCAACUUUCUGGCCAAAUUCCUACAGGCAUUGCUGAUUUGAAUUUUCUUGCUAAAUUGGAUUUGUCAAGUAACCAAUUGACUGGGAAAAUUCCAACCAGCACUCAGCUGCAAAGCUUUAGUCCCUCUGUAUAUUCGGGGAAUCCAGGGCUUUGUGGACCACCAUUGAGCGACUGCGAAGAUGACAGAACAACGAGACAUCCCUCGGCUACUGUAACUGAAAAGAACACUGGAGAAAGUGAAAAAUGGGUAAACAGGUCUUCACUUUAUGCUGGCAUGGGGGUUGGAUUCAGUGUAGGAUUUUGGGGACUUUGGGGACCUUUGUUGAUAAGUAAUUCUUGGAGACGCACUUAUUUCCUGCUCUUGAAUAACAUGGCAGACAAGCUCUGCUUGAUAAUUUCACCCAGACAUGCUUAAUUCUAAUUAUUAGUAAAAUAAAUUAGAAAUGAACGAAUUCCCUCUGUAAAUAACACUUCUCCUGGAAGUGCCUAAUGAAAGACUCUGGCUUCAAACUGUUUUACUACUACAUUGGAUGUUUUAAUUUAAAUUGCAUUAAUUA
Messenger RNA from Jatropha curcas, 3174 nucleotides. RefSeq names its product receptor-like protein EIX2. The record is from RefSeq and is a predicted model, not a curated record. Gene Ontology annotation, molecular function: protein binding. Lineage: Eukaryota; Viridiplantae; Streptophyta; Magnoliopsida; Malpighiales; Euphorbiaceae.